Molecule: messenger RNA, 1051 nt
Organism: Drosophila yakuba
Lineage: Eukaryota; Metazoa; Arthropoda; Insecta; Diptera; Drosophilidae
Gene: sgll
Product: pyridoxine/pyridoxamine 5'-phosphate oxidase
Exons: 3
Coding region: 132-872 (246 amino acids)
Biological process (GO): pyridoxine biosynthetic process; pyridoxal 5'-phosphate biosynthetic process
Molecular function (GO): pyridoxamine phosphate oxidase activity; FMN binding
Source: RefSeq, a predicted model, not a curated record
AAAGCGUGACAAAGUGUGACCGGCUACACUAAGCGCAGACAGAUUUCCUAAAGUUUUGCCAUCAAUUCGUUCCCCGGUUUUGCUAUUGUUUUGUUUGUUUGCUUUAUCUUGACCAUAUCUGACCUUGAAUAAUGAAGUUACUGCAGGCGCUUCGCAGGAUGAGCCAAGGAGCUUCGGAGGUGCCACUUUCGGCACUUCGCCUAAAGUACUGCGAGCGCAAGGACGCCUUCCUGGAGGAUAACAUCAAGGUGAAGAACCCCUUUUGCGUAUUCCGAGACUGGCUGGAGUUGGCCCUGAAAACCCCGGAGAUCUUGGAGCCCAAUGCCGCCGCUCUGGCCACCGUGAAUCCGGAGGGAAGGCCCUCCAACCGCUAUGUACUGGUCAAAGAGGCCACCGCCGAGGGCUUCACUUUCUUCACAAACUACGGAAGCCGCAAGGCGGAGGACAUCAAGUCCAAUCCCAAUGUAGCCAUUUCCUUCUACUGGCUCCCUUUGCGGCGAAGUGUCCGCAUCGAGGGCGUGGCUGAGAAGAUCACGGCGGAGGACUCUCUCAAGUACUUCCACCAGCGACCUAGGGCCAGCCAAAUAGGAGCAGCUGCCAGUCCGCAAAGCCAGCGGAUUCCGUCGCGCAGCUACUUGGACGAAGUGGAGGCAACUAUCAAAGCGAAACUGGGUGCCGAUGGCGAGGUACCGCUGCCCAACUGGGGUGGGUACUUGGUCCGUCCCGACCUUAUUGAGUUCUGGCAGGGUCAGACCGAUCGGCUCCACGAUCGCAUCCGCUUUAGGCGAGGUGCAGGAGUGGAAUCCGAAGUCGACAGCAAGCUGGUCCACAAGGGAGAGGAUGGCUGGGUGUACGAACGGCUGGCUCCUUAGGCACUGAGAACUGGAGUUCAGCUACAGAUGCAUUGAAAAUGUCUUCCAAAUUUAGUUGUUGUGCGCAGGAUAAAGAAAUGUUCAAAGCUGCUUCAAAAUAUAAGCGUAGUUAUAAAGCAACAACUGUAAAUGUACUUGCAUUCACAACUACCAAAUAAAAAUUGCACGUUAAAUAUUAA